Molecule: messenger RNA, 516 nt
Organism: Odobenus rosmarus divergens (Pacific walrus)
Lineage: Eukaryota; Metazoa; Chordata; Mammalia; Carnivora; Odobenidae
Gene: TMEM220
Product: transmembrane protein 220
Exons: 6
Coding region: 13-516 (167 amino acids)
Source: RefSeq, a predicted model, not a curated record
CUGUCGGAGCCCAUGGCGCCUGCGGCGGGGAGCUGGGCCCCAGUCCUUUGGCGGGCCUGUAACUGGCUCAUGGCCGCGUUCUUCGCGCUGGCGGCCUUGGUGCAGGUAAACGAUCCAGACGCAGGACUGUGGAUGGUGGUAUACAUGAUACCUGCGGUGCUGAGCCUGCUUGUGGGACUUAACCCUCUUGUCACCGGCAACUUAAUUUGGAAGAGUGCCUCUGCAAUACACAUAUUCUUUUGUAUCGCGUGGGCUGUCGGCUUGGCCUGCCAUCUCUGGCUUCACUCCCAACAGAACAUCUUACAUGAGGAAGAAGGCAGGGAGCUGUUUGGUCUGGUGAUUAUCACAGUAUGGAUGGGCCUAUGUCACAGUUCAUCAAAGAAUCCGGUUGGUGGAAGAAUUCAGCUGGCUACUGCCAUUGCAAUCGCUCUCCUCCCAUUUAUCUCUUGGACCUACAUCUACAUAAACAAGGAGAUGCGAUCCUCCUGGCCGACUCACUGCAAGACAGUAAUUUAA